AUUUAGCUUUGAUUAUCAUCAUCAUCAAUUCAUAACGGAAACAUUAUCAACUCAACUCAACAUGUCCGAAUUGAAUGAACAACGUUUUGAGAUUCAUUCUAACUUGUCAAUGUACAUUUCUGACCAAGCUUAUACCUUGGUACCUGCAUCCAAUUCAAAUCAACCGUCUUUGGUGAUCUCGCGUCCAACUAAUGAAGUCAGUCUUGGCCCUGUUGGCCCUCCUGCAAGAGCCGAUCGAAGCGUCAAUUCUAUCGCUGGUUUCCUAGGCAUAAUCUCUCUUAUCAAGUCGGACUACCUCGUCCUCGUCAAAUCUGCUCGUAAAGUGACUACUCUCUUCAAGACAGCCGUAUACACUCCUACAGCCUUUGCCGUCUACCCGAUCUCUGUCGAAACCAAUGCCAAUCUAUUAGAAAAUUCGGACGAGAGAUACCUUCUAUCAGUCCUCAAAGCUCAUCUCGAUAAUGCCGUUGGCAAGAUGUUCUUUACCUACAACAACAAACUCGAUCCACAGGACCCACCUCCCUGGGAUAUCACCAACUCAUUACAACGACAAACAUCAGCUCAGAAGUCACCUGAGACAUCUGAGAUGCCACUUUGGAAGAAGGCUGAUGAACGAUUCUUUUGGAAUCGGCAUCUCCAGACCCGACUUAUCAAUCUGGCCAGCAAGCCAGAAGGACAACCGUAUCAUCGAUACAUCCUUCCAGUAAUUUUUGGCUUCUUUGAAUUCAAGCUAGCCACCAUCAAUGGGCAGAAGUUUACAUUCGGGAUUAUCUCUAGAAGAUCCAGACACCGGGCGGGAACUCGUUAUUUCAGUCGAGGGAUUAACCUCGACGGAGAGGUUUCUAAUUUCAACGAGUCGGAAAUGAUAUUUGCUACCACCCCAUCCUCCGUUAAGCCAAACAAAGCUAUGAUCAAAGCUAGCUAUGUACAGACCAGAGGCAGUGUCCCGGUCUUUUGGACCGAGAUCAACAAUCUACGAUACAGGCCCGAUUUGAAAGUCAUGGAAAUUCCUCAAACAGUGGAAAUAUACGGAGACCAGUACAUUGUCAACUUGGUCAACUCCUCAGGAUACGAGAAAGCGGUAAAAGAAGCUUAUGAAAGAGGUGUACAUGCCCUUGGGAAUCCGAAAGUGCAGCUCUUGAUCGAUCGGCUACAAGAUGAACUGGUUCAACAAGGUUAUUAUUAUUUAGAUGAAUCGUCCUCUCCUUUACCUCUCAAAGAGCAAACGUCGGUCGUACGCUCCAACUGUAUGGAUUGUCUUGAUCGAACAGGCGUUGUGCAAUCUGCGCUGGCUAAAUGGGUACUGACUGCGCAGUUAAAACAGGCUGGUAUCCUCAACCAACGCGAAGUUUUGGAUUCUCAUCCUGAGUUCAUGUCUCUGUUCCGUCAUUUGUGGGCGGACAACGCGGAUGCUGUCUCAAAUGCCUAUUCUGGUACAGGCGCGUUGAAAACAGACUACACUCGCUACGGAGUCAGAUCAAAACAAGGCGCGCUCAAUGAUGGAAUAAAUAGUGUCAUGCGAUACAUCAAAAACAAUUUUCUAGACGGUCCAAGGCAAGACUCAUACGACCUGUUUACUGGAGCCUGGUCGCCUUUGACCAACACGAGCGGAAGUCUUCGGAAGAGUAAUUCAGGUGUCGCCAAAAAAGUACUGGGAGAAGGUUACAACACAUUUCAGCAAACAGUCUUCUUUGCAUUCAUCUUAUCACUUCUAGUAUUCUUGUCUGCAACCUUCACUGAGAAUCGCUCAUUCAAAAUCUCGCUGAUGUCAAUAAUCGUUGGAGGAGGCUGUUCCGCUUUCAUUUUAGCUAAUGGGGUUGCAUAUGUCAACGGGCCUAAGUUGAUUUCACGAAAGGACAUUAUAGCUUAUAGCGGUCCGGGGCAUGAAAGUUCUCGAAGAGGACGUGGUUGGGGACUCGUGCACGAGAGUGGUUUGGGUAAGGACGACGUAGAGGGAAAGAAAAGAUUAGAUUGAUACGGUUCAUCUUUUCUUACAAAUCAAAGUUUGGAUGUUGGUCUUUGUCUUUAUUACUAUUUCGGUGGCUUCGGUAUUUUUAUUGCGCUUGCGCCAUUCACUUUAAAUCCUCUUUGGAACUUAAAACAUCUUGGGUAGGUAUAACUUGGACCCCGGAAGAGUCAAGUUUGUAGAAUUUAUACUGAUAAACUUUAUUAUCAGUGAACUUAUGUUUUCUAUUCUAUUCUCAAGCUAUAGAUUGUCUUCUUUCUGAUUCAUUCAUAAUCAUGUUUUGUGUGCAUUGGAAGGUUUGAUUUAUGUUG
Molecule: messenger RNA, 2277 nt
Organism: Melampsora larici-populina 98AG31
Lineage: Eukaryota; Fungi; Basidiomycota; Pucciniomycetes; Pucciniales; Melampsoraceae
Exons: 12
Coding region: 62-1975 (637 amino acids)
Biological process (GO): phosphatidylinositol dephosphorylation
Cellular component (GO): endoplasmic reticulum
Molecular function (GO): phosphatidylinositol-4-phosphate phosphatase activity
Source: RefSeq, a predicted model, not a curated record